Messenger RNA from Bombus pascuorum, 1771 nucleotides. RefSeq names its product putative fatty acyl-CoA reductase CG5065. Gene Ontology annotation, biological process: long-chain fatty-acyl-CoA metabolic process. The coding region runs from base 196 to 1704 and encodes 502 amino acids. The transcript is spliced from 8 exons. Gene Ontology annotation, molecular function: alcohol-forming very long-chain fatty acyl-CoA reductase (NADP+) activity. NCBI's taxonomy places the organism in Eukaryota, Metazoa, Arthropoda, Insecta, Hymenoptera, Apidae. The record is from RefSeq and is a predicted model, not a curated record. Gene Ontology annotation, cellular component: peroxisome.
CAGUUUCAGUAGUAGGGUGGUGUUAUUAAAAGUACGAGUAUCCAAAGGAGUAUUACAUCGUGAUCAUUACUGUGAGAGACGUGUCGGGAUCUACUAUCGUGAAGACGUAUUAUUGUUCGAUCUUUGAUAAGGAAUACGUAGUGGAAAUAGCAACAGUGGCAAAUAUAGGGACUGUAAGUGUGAAGAUCCUGAAACAUGGAUACAAUCGAUAAAAAAAGCAAUGAAAGUGCGAAUAAAGGAUUGAAUAAGACGAAUACUCUCGAAGAAUUCUAUGCCGGUAGUGGGAUUCUUGUGACUGGAGUAACCGGUUUCCUUGGAAAAGGCCUCUUAGAAAAACUAAUCCGCGAGUUUCCUCGCAUCGCUGCCAUCUUUAUACUAAUUCGAUCAAAAACGGACGAAACGAUAGAACAACGAUUUAAGAAGCUCAUAGAUGAUCCCAUUUAUGGCAUUAAAGCAAAGAACCCCUCACUUUUCAGCAGAGUUUAUCCCGUGAAAGGUGACGUGAGUUUGCCGGAUUUAGGUCUUUCGCAACAAGAUAGAAGUCUGUUGUUAGAGAAAGUAAACAUAGUGUUUCACGCUGCGGCCACUGUGAGAUUCAACGAGCCGUUACACGUGGCUGUUAAUGUCAAUACGAAAGGUACUGCGCGUGUCAUCGAACUUUGGAACGAACUAAAGAAUCCAAUUAGCUUCGUCCACGUUAGCACAGCUUACAGUAAUGCGCAUCUACAUGAGAUCGAGGAAAAAGUUUAUACCACGAGCUUGAAACCUUCAGAAAUGAUCGAUGUGUGUAACAAAUUCAACAAAACGUCGAUCAAUCAAAUAGAAAAAGAGAUUUUAAAAACUUAUCCAAACACAUACACAUUCAGUAAGAAUUUAGCAGAGCAGAUUGUAGCAAACAAUUGCAAAGAUCUGCCAGUUGCGAUAGUGCGGCCAAGCAUAAUUGGUGCCUCUUUGGAAGAUCCAUGUCCUGGUUGGAUACAGAAUAUUUCUGGAUUUACAAGUAUUCUUCUGCUAAUCAGUAGAGGAUGUGCAACAGCAAUACGGGGUAGGAAAGAUGCAAGAGUGGAUUUAGUGCCCGUCGAUUUCGUAAUCGAUACGAUAAUAUGUACUGCAUGGCAUGUCACGCUACAUCCUGAGCACGAAGUUAAAGUUUACAACUGCACGAGUAACGCUAAUCCUUUUAGGUGGGGUCACUUGCAACAGCUGGUGUUGAAGUAUAGCAGAGAAAUGCCAAUGAACGAUACACUAUGGUACCCGGGUUGUCCAAUGAUAGCUAAUAAAUAUAUUUUCAACGUUCUGAGUGUAAUUCCGUAUGUUUUACCUGCGUUCGUCAUAGAUACAUUUUUAAGACUGCGAGGUAGUAAACCAAUAAUGAUAAAACUUCUAAAAAAGAGCAACAAGCUGUUCACAGCGUUGUCAUAUUUUACUACAAAUGAAUGGACCUUUCAAAGGGAUAACUGUUCCGACUUGGCGAGGAAGGUGAAAAUGUUACACGACAGCGAUAUGGUCAAACUAGAUUUGGAGGAUAUGGACUGGAAGAAGUAUGUCGCAAUUUACCUGAUGGGAAUUAGGAAAUUUAUUCUAAAACAAGAGUUUCAAUCAGCAGCCCAAGAACGAUUAUCAAGGUUGUACUGGAUACAUCAGAUCACCAAAAUAUCCGGUAUAGUAAUUUUAUUAUGGAUAAUAUUAUGUUUUGUAUACUGACUAUUUGAACGUUAGUUUUUUAUCUUUGAACCAAAGACAAUAUAAAUACAAUUUUAUGAAGAAGGGA